Messenger RNA from Brassica rapa (field mustard), 2079 nucleotides. RefSeq names its product plant intracellular Ras-group-related LRR protein 5. Gene Ontology annotation, molecular function: protein binding. Gene Ontology annotation, cellular component: cytoplasm. The record is from RefSeq and is a predicted model, not a curated record. Lineage: Eukaryota; Viridiplantae; Streptophyta; Magnoliopsida; Brassicales; Brassicaceae.
UGAUUAAGAAGAGCCAUUAUUAAAAUCUCAAACUCCUCAUAAUAUUAUUUCUUCAUAUGUUACACGAUCAUUUUAAUAUAUUAAUUACAGUUCACGUCAAAUCUUUAAAGAUUACUAAUAUCUUUUAAAUUAUUAAUUUGCAGGUCGAGAGAGAAGAAGAAACGAAGAAUGAGAAGACGAAAGAGAAAACAGCUGUCAUCAUCAUUGUUUGAGCCUAUACAAGAACCGUUGUGAAAAUCAUCUUCUUCAUUGGUGAUGAUGAAUCAGGUGGUGGAAGAGAUCAUGAGCAUCCACAGAUCCUUACCUCCUAGACCAGACAUCGACGACGUCGAAGCCGCGACUUCUCUCAUACAGAACGUCGAAAACGACGAUCAGAGCCGCUUGGACGCCGUCGAUAGAGAGAUCAAAAGCUCCGGCGUUCCUCAGGAGCUUUUCGACGUGUUGCAGGAGAUGAGGAGAGGCCUCGUUCGUUUCCAGAGUAAAGAGCAGAAGAGAGAGGCCGCGAAAGUGCUCGAUCUCGAAUCUGCACACGUUGUGUUCGACGAAUUGAUUCAGAGAGCUUAUGCGAAUCUCUCUCGGCCUCCGCUAGCGCCGGUUGUUUCUCCGGCGAGUUUGUAUUGUUCUGAUGAGGCUCAUGUCAAGUCCAAGGACAUGUUCACGCGCGACGAUACGUUUGUUAACAAGGUCAAAUCUUCGCUCUAUAGUGACGGUUUCUUAGCUCCUCGCAAGCCUCAGGUUUUGGAUUCAACAACACUUCAGGCUAAGAACCUCACUGGCCAUGAUGGGGAGAAGCUGAGUCUCAUAAAGCUUGCAACUUUGAUUGAAGUGUCCGCCAAGAAAGCUACUCAGGAGCUGAACCUGCAGCACAAGCUGAUGGAUAAUCUCGAGUGGCUUCCUGAUUCUCUAGGAAAGUUAUCGAGUCUCGUUAGGCUGGAUCUGUCUGAGAAUUGCAUCAUGGCGCUACCAGCGACCAUAGGAGGGCUUUUGUCCUUGACGAGGCUCGAUUUGCAGUCGAAUAGAAUCGGUCAGCUUCCUGAGUCUAUAGGAGAUUUGAUGAACUUGGUCAACCUGAAUCUUAGUGGAAACCAGUUGACGUCUCUACCAUCGUCUCUGAGUAGAUUGGUUAAUCUCGAGGAGCUUGAUUUGAGCUCUAAUAGCCUCUCUGUUCUCCCUGAGACCAUUGGUUCUAUCGUGAGCCUCGAGAAGCUCGACGUUGAAACAAACAAUAUCGAGGAGAUUCCUCAUAGUAUCUCGGGUUGUUCUUCCUUGAAAGAGCUCCGUGCAGAUUACAACAGGCUUAAAGCUCUUCCGGAAGCUGUUGGGAAGAUAACUACUUUGGAGAUUUUGAGUGUCCGUUACAAUAACAUUCGGCAGUUGCCUACGACAAUGUCCUCCAUGGCUAACCUCAAAGAGCUUGAUGUGAGUUUCAACGAGCUUGAGUCUGUACCAGAGAGCUUGUGUUACGCUACAACGCUUGUUAAGCUGAACAUUGGGAACAAUUUUGCCAACCUGAGAUCACUCCCGGGGUUGAUAGGCAACCUUGAGAAGCUGGAAGAGCUUGAUAUGAGCAAUAACCAGAUCCGUUACCUUCCUUACUCUUUCAAAGCGCUUUCACAGCUGCGUGUUCUUCACACACAGCAAAAUCCACUUGAAGAGCUUCCAAGGGAUAUAAUCAAAAAGGGGGCUCAGGCCGUGGUUCAGUACAUGAAUGAUCUAGUGGAGGCAAGAAACACCAAAUGUCAAAGAACUAAGCAGAAUAAGAGUUGGGUCGUCAGAAUCUGCUUCCUCUGCAAGUCCACCAACUAGAGAACACGGAGCCACUCUUGAACAAAAUCUGACUUCGAUUUCAUUCUUACAACUCCUGAAGUCCAAUCAAAGAUUCCAAUUGUAUACUUUGUAUUUGUUCAUACCUGACUUGAUCCUGAGGAAAAUGUAAUUCAAUUUCGUAAUGUCAAAUUGUUUAUAUUCUUGUUUCUCUUGUUGUAACUUUUUUUAUUUUUGAAGGGCUUACUUCUCCUGUUGUAACUUUCUUCUUUUUGAAUGCUGAAUUGAAUUGUAAUUCAAUGCUUGUUUCUUCUU